Molecule: messenger RNA, 561 nt
Organism: Alternaria atra
Lineage: Eukaryota; Fungi; Ascomycota; Dothideomycetes; Pleosporales; Pleosporaceae
Exons: 2
Coding region: 1-561 (186 amino acids)
Biological process (GO): mitochondrial translation
Cellular component (GO): ribosome; mitochondrial small ribosomal subunit
Molecular function (GO): structural constituent of ribosome; small ribosomal subunit rRNA binding
Source: RefSeq, a predicted model, not a curated record
AUGCUCGAACCCUCUAAUCCACCCACAGAAGACGUCCUCGACAUCCUCAAGACCAGCACCGCCGCCCGUCACCCCUCUGCCACCCGCACCACUUCCGCCAACACCGCCGCAACUCGCCCAAAAGAGUCCGCCACAACACGCUUCGCCCGCGGCGCUGGUCUUGACAGCACAACGCCCUCGCGCGAGCUCGCAGAAUCCGAACGCCUGGCACAGUACCAACGCCAGAUAUACCGGAAAUGGCAGCCAGGUGAUGUGUACGCGCCGCAUGAUUUGAGCGGCACAGAGCAGAAGAAGUGGAAGUAUGGACGCAAGAAGCCGCAGCAGGAUGCUUUUGAUGUGUUGGGAAUUAACCCUGUAUUGGAGUACAAGAACUUUACAAUGAUGUCCGAAUACAUGACCGAGAUGGGGAGGAUAAAGCAUUCCAAAGACACGGGGUUACGGCCUAAGAACCAGAGAAAGAUUGCUAAGGCGAUACGGAGGGCAGUGGGUCUGGGCCUUAUGCCUAGUGUGCAUAGACAUCCGUUGGUGCUGAAGAAGAGUUCGCCGAGCAGGUUCUUAUAA